AUGGCGUCGACCCCUCUACUUCAAGUUAUUUUGGCCGCCUUUCACAGAAGCUUAUCGUCGAUGUUGAAGGCUGACCUGGUUUGCCCGGUGUUCAUUGCCUUUCUACGGCGCCUAUUCCGGGCAUUUAGAAAGCAUUCUUUUGUUUGCUUCCUAUGGAGAGGGCGAGGCAAGCCGGACUUACCGGGUCGUUCUCCGCCCGCGACAGGCUCUCCAGUGACACCCAAGGAGAGGUGGGCGUUCGAAGGAGGCGAGCAAGAGCCUGUGAACACUGGCGAACUCGUACCCUACAUCGUCUCCGAUGGCGAGGCGAUCUCGCUUGAUGGCGUCCUGCUAUCUAGCUUCCCUUAUGCUGGUUCGAUUCGCAGCGUUCGUCGGUCGAUGCAGAACCUGCAUGCACAGCGAUCGACCACCAACCUCGCGGCACCUUCCCGCCCCACAUCCCCAUCUCGCUCAGGGCUGUCGAUACGCACUGGCGUCAAUGCUUCUCACUCGUCAAUCAAUCAUGGCGCAACAUCCUCAAUUGGAGACGCCGCAUCUGAGUUGGAUGACGGCGUCACUCCCCAUAUCCAGAUUCGCAGACCCACCGUAGACAUCCGUACAGGGGAUCAUAUAACGUUUACGUCGCCAAUAUCUGACUUGCCUCAUACCAUUUACCGCGAGCCAGUUGCCUAUGCUCCUCCAGUGGAUUUAGCAGACUCUUCCCCUUUUCAGACUGCAAUGGAGGUGUUGUCCGAUUUGCAUGAAUAUCCGAAUUUAAAUCGAGCACGAAUGACCCCCAUAAUGCCAGACGGAACCAAACGUUAUGAGAAAAAUGCGACAAUAGAGAAGAAGACGACGGCGAUACCUCUCAAACCACUCACUAGAUCAUUCCUCAAACCUAUACCACCCGUCGGCUGGAGAAGAUACGCGCAUCCAGAAGGCGGCCGCUAUUUUAGGCACGUCACCGCGAACAAAUUGAUUGUAUACACAGAUGCAGACCUGUUCGAUGACAAUAUCCUGGACAGAGCGGAAGAAGACAUCGAGGCCAUUGAAAACUAUAUCACCACGAACAACCUCACAUCUCUGUUCGAGCGACCUUGCUGCCUAGUCAUUGAUCUCAACUACAGCGUGGAGGACGAUGGCCAAAUAGAUACGAUUUACUAUCUCGUUGACCAUCCAACGCGGACUAUUUUCUUCUUUGACUACCUUGAUAUCAACGAGGACAGUUUACCCGUCUGGAGAGAGGCCCCUGGAUCCGAGUCCGAACAUCAUCUUUACUACGAAAUCCAAGCACAAUAUUGGUACUUCCUAUCUCUAUAUCCGGACACCAUCAAGUUGUCAUCCCCUUUGAUCUCAGAGCUUCGGGAUGUAACCCUGCAUUUCAUAGGAGAUACUAUGACGUCUCCUCUUUCGACAUCGCCUUACACGUUGGACGAUCUGUACAAAAUCCUAACACUGACGACCAACAUGGAAAAGAAUAUUGGGGACGGACUCCAGUCUGUGGGUGCCACCAGCUUGCUUGCAAGAAUGUUGUACACUUUCGUCCACGCCAAAUUCCUUCACUUUCAUGGCGAAGCUCAUGCACGCAUUGAACGCAACUACUCCGUGUACGGUGAUUCGACGAAUCAGCGUACCCUUCUUAUCAAAGCAGUAUCUCUCUUCCUGUGGUCUGCCCCAGAUGUUCAUCUCCGGACCUUGCAGAGGAUGUGGGUGGACGAAAUAAUGCAUAAAGCCGUGUGGGAGGAAUGUGUAAAGAAGAUGAAUGAUGAAUGGCAAGAAUUCGUCCUCUUUGGCACUGUUAUGCUGAACGCAAACAUGGCACUUCUCGCCAUUCAAAGCGUAGACGAGGAGGGCCCAAUGAAAUCAGGCGUACAGAUAUCCAGUUACCUGUCGGUGGUGGCUAGUAUCGGAAGCAUUAUUCUCGGUCUGCUUUUGGUUCGACAGAACCGGACGAAAUCAAGAGAGACCGCUGAUGAUGUGCAAGCAUUCCUCAAUCGGAGGAAGCAUCCGCUUUUGGGCUUGGAGACAUUGGCAAUUCUGUACGGCCUUCCUUAUGCUCUUCUUAUGUGGGGCAUGGUGUCUUUCCUCGCGGCGUUUUGCUUCAUGUGCUUCCAGCAUACAAGUAUUCCUACCCGGUCACUCGUGGCUCCUGCUGGCGGUGCCAUCGCCGUUUUCAUCGCGUGGUGCAUCUGGAGUUCUUGGGAAACGACCGAAGAAGCCAGCGGGUACUUAACUCCGGACCCCAUCGCGGUGAAGACCAAAGAGCUUAUCUCCAAACUUUCGAUGGCUCCACUGAUCAGUAAGGCCGCCGAGCACCUCCCAUCGCUGCGCCGUCGCAGGCGGAUGGACGUACAUCCCGACAAUGUGAGCGGUCCUAGUCCUACGUUGAGCAACGAUCCUGAAGACAUGAAGAUGAGCCGGUCGUCGACGACAGCUAGCGGUGGGAUCCCAUCCUUGCUCCAAAUGAAUGGCCCGUUCAUCGGAAGUACGACAACUCACCCCGUGGAACAAAUCAGAGGCGAUGUGGAGCUGAACAGCCUGGAAGCUGGGCAAGGACGGAGCAGUGGUGUCUAG
This is a messenger RNA of Cyclocybe aegerita, 2553 nucleotides long. The record is from the annotation of a GenBank genome assembly. Lineage: Eukaryota; Fungi; Basidiomycota; Agaricomycetes; Agaricales; Hemipholiotaceae.